UUUAAUCCAAGACUAAAUCUCACCUAACUGUUGGUUUUUCUGAAUGUGUCACAGUUUGAAGUCCAGACCCAAAAAGUACUCUAGUUUAUAGUUAGUUUAUUUGUAUUAUUGAUCGUUAAUUACAUGCUGGCACUCCUAUUGCUGACUAAGUCAAAGUUUCUUGCUCACGUGCUUCUGUUCACUCCAAAGUCCCCUGACCACUCCACAGAUCUCCCUCACACAUACAAAGAGUGGAGCUUGAUCUUAAGCCUCUCUCAUUUAUGGCAGUUGCUGAAUGGAUUCAAGGAAAUGAUUUCUAUUUCUAUUAGAACCUUACUCCAAGAAGAAAUCAUAUUCAACGUGUCUCUUCACUGCUUCUCCCUGUCUCACAGUUACAGGACAUCAAUGCGUGUGCCCACGUUUGCCAUUUGUUUGAACCAGUUUAAGGAUUAAAUCCUCUCCACAUGGCCAAACUGCUGUGUUAACUAUAAAGGAAUUACUUUAUUUUCAUUUUUUUUUUAUUACUCUAGAUCAGGAUGAUCGAUUUUAGCCAGAUUUUAUUAGCUAUUGGGGAUUUUGGCCCGUUCCAGAAGCGCCUGCUUGGGGUCAUAUGCCUCCCCAACAUCUUCUCUGCAUUCCACAUGUUUGUCCAGGUGUUUACUGGGCUGAAUUUCCAGCACAACUGCAAUACUAACUGGAUUCGGAAACAAGGACCGAACCUGACUUACGAGGAGCAGCUAAAUCUGACGAUUCCCAAAGACUCAGCUGGCAAGUACGAGAGCUGUCAGAUGUUCACUCCCGUGGAACUUGAACUUGAAGUCAUUGAAGCCUAUGGACUAAACGCUACAGAGAAAUGCAGAGAUGGUUGGAUUUACCAAACACCUCAGGGGAGUAGCAGCUUAAUUACCGAGUUCAACUUGGUGUGUGACAGUAUGAGUCUGAAGGAGACCUCACAAUCUAUCUACAUGGCUGGACUCCUCAUUGGAGCUCUGCUGUUUGGAUCAAUGGCUGACAAAUAUGGCCGGCGUUUUGUCCUGCUCCUCUCCUUGACCUUGCAGUUCUUGUUUGGUGUAGGUGCUGCUUUCUCAACGAAUUUCUACGUUUACAUUGCCCUUCGCUUUGUAGUUGGUGUCACUAUAUCAGGCAUCACCAUCACUACUAACAUUAUAGGCCCUGAGUGGUGUGGUCCGUCACGUCGGGCCCUCUUUACCAUCCUGUCUCACUGUUGCUAUGCUGUGGGGCUGAUAUUACUAUCAGGGCUGGCCUACGGCAUCCGCAAUUGGAGAAUCCUCCAAUUAGUUGUGUCCGCUCCAAUCAUGAUCCUUGGUAUCUACUUCUGGAUCCUUCCAGAGUCGGCUAGAUGGCUCCUGACCCAAGGCAGACUGGAGGAAGCCAAGAAGAUAAUCCUGAAAGCAGCUCGGGUCAACGGCAAGGAACUUUCAGAAUCUCUGAUAGAAGGGCUGGAGGCAGAGAACACAGUCAGAACCGGCAGCAUGCUGGACCUUUUCCGAGUGACGAGUCUGAGAAAGCGGACGUUGAUCAUGUGCUAUAUCUGGUUUGUGAUCAGUCUGGUGUACUAUGGGAUCAGUCUAAAUGUGGGAAACUUUGGCCUGAACAUCUAUCUGACGCAGCUGAUCUUCGGCAUUGCAGAGCUUCCUGCUCGCCUCAGCUGCUACCCACUUGUUGAGCGCUUUGGCAGAAAGAAAUCACAAAGUGCAGCGUUGUUCCUCGGGGGAACUGCGUGUCUGGUUAUUCUUGCCAUUCCAGAAGAAUACCCCAUAGUGGUCACUGUCAUAGCAGUGGUGGGGAAAAUCGCAACUGCUGCCUCCUUUACCAUAGUGUACGUGUACACUGCUGAGCUGUACCCCACUGUCGUGAGGCAGAACGGGGCAGGAUUAAACGCCAUGUUUGCCCGUGUGGGUGGGAUUCUGGCUCCUCUGAUUGGUCUGUUGGAUGUCUAUCAUUACUCCAUUUCAAUGGUAAUCUAUGGGAGUUUGCCCUUUUUGGCUGGAGCGCUUUGCUUUAUGCUUCCCGAGACGCUGAACACUGAGCUUCUGGAUCACACUGAUGCUCUCAUGGAUAAAAACAUGAAAUCCAAGAAGGGAAGUGUUGAAAACAGCCACCAAGAAAUGACUAAAGUGUCCCCAAAAAGCACAAAAUUAUAAAGCAGUGUUUUAUAAAAUCAUUUCUUCAACCUGUAUAAAAUUAUUUGCCAUGUCAUUUGUUCGAUAAUAAACAUGUAGCCGUUGUAAAUAUCUGCUGAUGAUGAAGAUGAUGAAGAAGACGGCUGCCACCCAGACGAUGACGACGACUGUUUCCAGCAGAUUGUACUGAUAUUUUAUUCAUUCUUCUGUUAUGAAUCUGACCAAAAAUUUCAAGCUGUAAGACUCCAUCACUUGACUGUGAUGGAUCAUUAUAUCAGGUACAAUAUUUUCUUCAUGGAAUAAAGAGUGACAGCACAUUUUGUGUGAUCAUUUGUGUCUCAGGGUCAAUUUCCUGUGAUUUUUAUUAAGGUGGAUGGAAUUUAUUGUUACUUCCUUUCAAUGUCUUGCCCCCAAAACCUAGCAUUGUUCUUAGCAUUACGUUUAAUCAUUAGUACAAUUAACAGUCUGGAAGCAGAUAGCAAAUCUCAUUGUAUUUUCAUCCACUGCCUUGGAAGGAAUAUUUCUUUAUAUAAAUCUUUACUUUUGGAGAUACCUUAUCAUAUGCAAUGCCUUACAUAAACAUUCACCCCCUUUGAAUGUUUCCACAUUGAACAUUGGCCUUGAUUGGGAUGAUAUGGAGGGUGGAUAGUCUCUUAAAUCUGUGUACUAGCCGAAUGCAUGAUUUAUCAGACUUUAACAGGCUCCAGCAUUCUCUCGAGAUGCCAGUCAUGGCCGGUUUUGUACUUUCAUGCCUCCGC
Messenger RNA from Hemibagrus wyckioides, 2881 nucleotides. RefSeq names its product solute carrier family 22 member 13b (gene slc22a13b). Gene Ontology annotation, cellular component: membrane. The transcript is spliced from 10 exons. Gene Ontology annotation, molecular function: transmembrane transporter activity. Gene Ontology annotation, biological process: transmembrane transport. NCBI's taxonomy places the organism in Eukaryota, Metazoa, Chordata, Actinopteri, Siluriformes, Bagridae. Bases 516 to 2144 code for a protein of 542 amino acids. The record is from RefSeq and is a predicted model, not a curated record.